GAAACUAGAAGAAGAAGAGAGGAAGCAGUACGGCGAAAAUGUCGAAAACUUCACCGGCUUCCAUCCUAUCGCUGCCGAUCCUCUUCCUUCUCCUGACAGUCACUUGUAAAGCAGCCACCGGUGCUCCAACUUCCUGCACAGCUCCGCCUUGCCAAGGAAAGCAGAGCUGGCUGGAGCUCGUCGGGAAGGACCAGGACACGGCGUACCUGGUCAUACGGCGCGACAACCCGCAAGUGAAGGACGUCGUCUACUUGAUCUCGGAUGCGGUCGGGCAUGCUCUCGACAGCAAGAAGGAUGUGCUCGGGGCGGCCGCCGACGGUGACUUCUGCUGCAACCGCGUGGUUGUGGUGCUUGGCGCUCUGUCCUCCGGCGAUGAAGGGGUCAUCAAGGUGCCGAAAGUCGGCUAGAAUUAGUGUGUUGUAAUUGGCAAUGUAAAUGAUGACUCAAUAAAUUU
Messenger RNA from Panicum hallii, 454 nucleotides. RefSeq lists its product as uncharacterized. NCBI's taxonomy places the organism in Eukaryota, Viridiplantae, Streptophyta, Magnoliopsida, Poales, Poaceae. The record is from RefSeq and is a predicted model, not a curated record. The coding region runs from base 39 to 407 and encodes 122 amino acids. Gene Ontology annotation, biological process: response to wounding. The transcript has 2 exons. Gene Ontology annotation, molecular function: serine-type endopeptidase inhibitor activity.